CGAGUCCAAAGGUCCCUCUCUCAAAAGUGGAAGGAUGCUUGCCGAUACGCUCCUCAAACGCGCCGCGCGCCUGGCCACACUCGACAUGCAGCGUAGUGGUUUCGUACCCUCCGUCGUCGAGGCUCGGCUUAUCAAAGACAUAACAAGCAAAUUGGAACAUGAACUACCGGCCAUAGACGCUGAGAUCAGCCGACUGACCGAGCUUCGCGCCCGAGUCCUCCGACAGUGCGACGUACAAAAAUCCAUCGUGUCCCCCGUUCGCCGCCUCCCGCCCGAACUUCUCUCCAUUAUCUUCUUCGAGGCACUAGAUGACGUCUAUGGCAACAUAUAUGCUUGCGAUAGCGUCUUUGUCGUGCGGCAUAUCCUGUCUUGCGUCUGCUCUUCCUGGCGAGCAGUCGCUCGAGGUUCGCCAGCGCUCUGGUAUCAGAUCCCUACCCAGCUGCACUCCUAUGCCUUGAAGACGCCAUGGAAGGACUACGCGCAGUACGCCGCCGAGAGCGCGGCACUCGCAGGCGGCCUACCGCUCGAGGUGCACCAUCAAGACUCGGCCAGCGAUCGCCCAUUCCGCAAUAUCAUGCAGGCGCUGCACCCGUACCUGGCACGGAUCGAGUCCAUCAACAUACAGGGUAGCUGCUCGUUCUUCGAAGACUUCCCUCAGUACGACCUCCCUGCACUGUCUAGCGUGGUUAUGCGGAUGGAAGACGAGCUAACGGAUGGUCCCAUGGACUUUCUCGGCAGCUUUCCCGCGCUUCGAAGACUUGAUGUUCACUACCCUAACGACUACGGGGAGUAUCCCUUGGAUGGACUGCCUCAUAUGCCGUCCCUCUCUGGUUUGACUCACCUAUCACUGAUAUAUCGGGCGGCAUUCUCCCGAACAACACUUCUUCGAGCAUUGAGCGCGUGCGCGGAAACUCUCGUUGCGCUGAAAUUGAAUAUCACGAUAGUGCAUACCGACGACUCACCCGACCCAGUCACUCCUGUAUGGAUGGAAUCCCUACUAGAAUUGACGUUACACGCCGCUGCUUUCAAGCUGCUGGACAACCUAGUCGCACCGGAUCUGGAAGACCUCGAUCUACGUAAUAUGCUACCCGAAGUGUAUGGCAAUCAAUUCCCUACCUUGUCGGCCUUCCUUUCGCGCCCCUACGCACCUCGAGAGAUCAGCGGAUUCAGAACGUCUGUGUCCGUGUCUCAGACGGCAACAAUCAUUCGAUGCUUGGAGCAGAUGGACACACUCACCUAUAUAUUCAUCUUCGGUGCGGGGUUCGUAGGUCUGGAAUACGAACAGAUCUUCGCACGUCUCACGUGCGCCGAGGACGAACCGCCGCUCCUUCCGGAGCUCACUGAGCUCGGGGGCUGGCUGAGUCGUAUGCCACCACCAUCGCCGGAGGCGGAGGAGGUGCUGGAGAAGAUGAUCGCAUCAAGGAGGGUCCCUCGCAUAUGUGCGUCGCGCGAGGUGGCCGUGCUGGAGACGGUGGACAUCAAGUGGAAAGGAAGGCAUAUCGUCUAUAGCAAUAGCGAGUAGUCUCGUUACAAGCGCCACUCACCAUGUCUGUCCAUGUCCGUACGUGACCGUCAAUGGGUAAAUCGUGUUCAUUGCGAAUACUAAGCUGUAUAAACCAC
Schizophyllum commune H4-8 is the source of this 1620-nucleotide messenger RNA. RefSeq lists its product as uncharacterized. The transcript is spliced from 2 exons. NCBI's taxonomy places the organism in Eukaryota, Fungi, Basidiomycota, Agaricomycetes, Agaricales, Schizophyllaceae. Bases 35 to 1522 code for a protein of 495 amino acids. The record is from RefSeq and is a predicted model, not a curated record.